Molecule: messenger RNA, 984 nt
Organism: Prorocentrum cordatum
Lineage: Eukaryota; Dinophyceae; Prorocentrales; Prorocentraceae
Source: the annotation of a GenBank genome assembly
AUGUCAGGUGGAGGGGGCGGCGCUGCCGACAAGGCGCUCGCCUACGUGGUCCUGGGUGAGCCAGCUAUCGGCCCCGGCCAGCAGGCGGUGAUUCCGCAACUGGUCACGGCACGCGACGCGAUAGAGCCACAGUGUGCUCCGGCGCGCCUGCCCGACACCGAGGCACCUAGCAAUCAGGCUGCUGCCCCGCCGCGCAGCAUCUGGACGCAGCUGGACAAGAUGCGCCUGCCUCGCCAGCGCACGGGUGAGCUGGGAAGGUACCUCGUCUCGGUCGGCUGGGACGGCGUCCGCGGCAGCGAGAGGACAACGGAGGUGAAGGACGGCAUCGAGCGGGACGGCAUGGAGGAGUGCGUCUGGAGGCAGCAGGUCCAGCUGACGGGGCAGCCGGGCGCACAGACCGUGCUCCUCCGCGUGCUGCGGGUGGGCAGGUCCGGGUCAGACCAGGCCCUCGUCGGGGAGCUGCGGCUGGACGCGGUGUCGGACGCCGGGACGAAGCCCGAUCCUUGGUACGACCUCGCGGGGAAGGAUGGCCUCAAGAGCGAUGCCAAGGUGAAGCUGCGCCUCGUUGAGCCGAAGCCCGACGCGGCCGCGCCGUCGGCCCGCAUCGCCCCCUCCGCCGUGGUGCAGGACCCGCACGCCGCAGCGGACGCGCGCCGGCCGCCCGACAAGGCGGCGGGCGCCCCGGCGGCGAAGUCGCCGCCCAUGCAGAGGGGCCGCGCGACCAGCCAUCUGAGCCACUUCCAGAGAGGAGGGGCACCCCUGCCGACGGACGAGGAGGGCUCCGACGGCGAGGAGGAGGAGGAGGAGUCGGAGCUCGCGGACGAGGAGGAGGAGGAGGAGGAGGAGCAGUCCGAGUCCGAGCAAGAGCAGUCCGCGGCGAGCGCGGGCACCGCCGGCAAGAGCGUGGGGACCGGCGGCAGGGCUGCGGGGCGCGCCCGCACGCCGCAGCAGCGCGCCGGUACGCCGCAGCGGGCCCGCGCGUGA